AUGUUACCAAUCGGGCGAUUACGCGUCCCACAAUCUAUUAAGGUUACGAAUACCAUAUGUGCUCCAACCGUAGCAGCAAAGAUGCGUCCUGGGCUGGCAUUCCAUCCUGGCGAAAAGAAAUUUCUUUUUUUUCUUCUUUCUUCUUUCCUUUCUUCUUCUUCUUCUUCUUCUUCUUCUUCUUCUGUUGCUGCUGCUUUCUGCUGUUUCAUUUCUUUUUUUCUUUUCUUUUCUUCUUUCUUUUUCUUUCUUCUUCUUCUUCUUCUUCUUCUUCUGCUGCUAAUUGCUGCUCUUUGUUUCUGCUUCUUUUUUUUUUUUUUCUUCUUCUUCUUUCUUUUCUCUUCUUCUUCUUUUCUUCUUCUUCUUCUUCUUUUUCUGCUGCUGCUGCUGCUGCGAAAUUUUUUUCUUUUCUUCUUCUUUUUUCCUUUUUCUUCUUCUUCUUCUUCUUCUUCUUCUUCUUCUGCUGCUGCUGCUGCUGCUGCUUCAUUUCUUUUUCUUUUCUUCUUCUUCUUUCCUUUCUCUUCUUCUUUCUUCUUCCAAUUGCUUCUCUAUUUUUCUUCUUCUUCUGCCCGUGUCUGUUCAUACCUCUCUUUCUCGUUUUGCCUGUUUCUGUCUUUCUUUAGCACUUUGACCUUUUCUCUCUCUCUCUCUCUCUCUCUCUCUCUCUCUCUUUAG
Molecule: messenger RNA, 672 nt
Organism: Acanthosepion pharaonis
Lineage: Eukaryota; Metazoa; Mollusca; Cephalopoda; Sepiida; Sepiidae
Source: the annotation of a GenBank genome assembly